GGAGCCGAUGGGGUCGGCCCGGGGGUCCCGGGGGAAGUGGAGGUCGUGAAGGGGCAGCCGUUCGACGUGGGCCCGCGCUACACGCAGCUGCAGUACAUCGGCGAGGGGGCGUACGGCAUGGUCAGCUCCGCUUAUGACCACGUGCGUAAGACUCGGGUGGCCAUCAAGAAGAUCAGCCCCUUUGAGCAUCAGACCUACUGCCAGCGCACGCUCCGGGAGAUCCAGAUCCUGCUGCGCUUCCGCCAUGAGAAUGUCAUAGGCAUCCGAGACAUUCUUCGGGCACCCACACUGGAAGCCAUGAGGGAUGUCUACAUUGUUCAGGACCUGAUGGAGACAGAUCUAUACAAAUUGCUCAAAAGCCAGCAGCUGAGCAAUGACCACAUCUGCUACUUCCUCUACCAGAUCUUGCGCGGCCUCAAGUAUAUCCACUCGGCCAAUGUGCUCCACCGGGACCUGAAGCCCUCCAACCUGCUCAUCAACACCAACUGCGACCUUAAGAUAUGCGAUUUCGGCCUGGCCCGCAUUGCAGAUCCUGAACAUGACCACACGGGCUUUCUGACGGAAUAUGUGGCCACACGCUGGUACCGGGCCCCCGAGAUCAUGCUUAACUCCAAGGGCUAUACCAAGUCCAUCGACAUCUGGUCUGUGGGCUGCAUUCUGGCUGAAAUGCUCUCCAAUCGGCCCAUCUUCCCUGGCAAGCACUACCUGGACCAGCUCAACCACAUUCUGGGUAUCCUGGGCUCCCCAUCCCAGGAAGACCUGAACUGUAUCAUCAACAUGAAGGCUCGAAACUACCUACAGUCUCUGCCAUCCAAGACCAAGGUGGCCUGGGCCAAGCUCUUUCCCAAGUCAGACUCCAAAGCUCUUGACCUGCUGGAUCGGAUGUUAACCUUCAAUCCCAACAAGCGGAUCACCGUGGAGGAAGCCCUGGCCCACCCCUACCUGGAGCAGUACUACGAUCCCACGGAUGAGCCAGUGGCUGAGGAGCCCUUCACUUUCGACAUGGAGCUGGAUGACCUACCCAAGGAGCGGCUGAAGGAGCUCAUCUUCCAGGAGACAGCCCGCUUCCAGCCAGGGGGCCCAGACGCCCCUUAACCCAGUCAGAAAUCCCUGUUCCUCAGGGUCUGGCCCUACCACCUGCCCACUCUCCCCUGCCGGACUGUUAGAAAAUGGACACUGUGCUCAGCCCAGACCCCAGUAGCUCGGCCAGGCCAAAGCUGGGCCUGGCCACCUUCUCAUCCUUUGCUGGGGUCUCCUGCUUGAGGCAGGCCAAGGUUCCCUUUCACCCCACUCCUUCCUCUUCUUCCCGAGGGCCUGAGAGGCUCAGAGGCUCCAGAGUAAAAACUUACCCAGGCUAGCCCAAGGCUAGCCCACUCUGCAGUGCAAGGGCUGUGGCUACCCCAGUACCCAGGGGCUGGGGUGCUGAGUAGGGACUCAGGACAAGGCCUCCCCACUCACCCCAUUAGAACCCCACCCCCUUUUCCCUGUGGGACCCUUCCCAAGUCUCAAGGGCUAGUAUCCCUGAGGAGCUGGGCCCCGGGCCUUUCCCUCCCUCCCCCUCUCCCCCCCUCCCCAAAAGCUGCCACAUUUAACGCCUCGCUGCUUCUGUGUGUGGGCGAGGAGCGGACAUGGGCCCCGCAGAGCCGGCGCCCUCCCCCCGCUCCGCGAGCCUGUAUCUAAUAUAUAAAUACAGA
Dipodomys ordii (Ord's kangaroo rat) is the source of this 1694-nucleotide messenger RNA. RefSeq names its product mitogen-activated protein kinase 3 (gene Mapk3). The annotation marks the transcript as partial. NCBI's taxonomy places the organism in Eukaryota, Metazoa, Chordata, Mammalia, Rodentia, Heteromyidae. The transcript has 9 exons. The record is from RefSeq and is a predicted model, not a curated record. Gene Ontology annotation, cellular component: cytoplasm; nucleus. Gene Ontology annotation, molecular function: ATP binding; MAP kinase activity. Gene Ontology annotation, biological process: protein phosphorylation; intracellular signal transduction.